Messenger RNA from Rubroshorea leprosula, 618 nucleotides. Lineage: Eukaryota; Viridiplantae; Streptophyta; Magnoliopsida; Malvales; Dipterocarpaceae. The record is from the annotation of a GenBank genome assembly.
AAAUCUCUAUAAUUAAUCAUCUAAGAGCACAAAAAUAUGGAAGGAGCUAAGAAGCAAUGCCAUUUCAUCCUAGUCCAUGGAGCAUGUCAUGGAGCUUGGAGCUGGUACAAGCUCAAGCCACUGCUAGAGUCAGCGGGUCACCGUGUCACCGUGCUCGACCUGGCUGCCUCGGGCAUCAACAUAAAGGACAUCAAGGAUGUCCAUACCAUGCAUCAGUAUACCGAGCCCCUGUUGGAAAUUUUGGCUGCCCUGCCCUCGGGUGAGAGAGUCAUCCUUGUAGGGCAUAGCCUUGGAGGUUUAAAUUUGGCUCUGGCCAUGGACAAGUUCCCGAAGAAGAUCUCGGUUGGUGUUUUCAUGACAGCUUUCAUGCCGGAUACCACUCACCGGCCAUCAUAUGUCUUGGAUCAGUACUGUGAGAGGAUCCCUGCAGACGCCUGGUUAGACACUGAAUUUGCAGCCUACGGACGACCAGAGCAACCUCUUACAGCAAUGCUCUUUGGCGCCAAGUUUUUAGCUUUCAAGCUCUACCAGCUCACCCCUUCUGAGGUACUUACAAACGAAUUUUUGUUAAAUAAAUUGAGUUAAAUCCGACUUUUGAAAGGUUUUUUUUUUUUUUUU